This is a messenger RNA of Labrus mixtus (cuckoo wrasse), 5214 nucleotides long. It is a transcript of the gene rbfox2, whose product is annotated as RNA binding fox-1 homolog 2. Gene Ontology annotation, biological process: regulation of alternative mRNA splicing, via spliceosome; nervous system development. The record is from RefSeq and is a predicted model, not a curated record. Gene Ontology annotation, cellular component: cytoplasm; nucleus. The transcript has 13 exons. Bases 845 to 2212 code for a protein of 455 amino acids. Gene Ontology annotation, molecular function: mRNA binding. Lineage: Eukaryota; Metazoa; Chordata; Actinopteri; Labriformes; Labridae.
UUUCUGUAACACACACGCUACAAGAUCACACCGGGAAAACGGAGAGAGGAAAGGAAAUAAUAGGCGAGAGAAAGAAAGAGAGGGAGGGAAGGAAACACCGCAACCUGCCUGUUCGUCCGCUGCUUGUUGUUUUUUUUUUUUUUUUUUUUUUUUAAAGUGAAGGUGUUGGUGGGGGGGGCAACAGAAAAAUCGUCUUUUCUUUUAACGGAGACUUGCGGACUAACAUGGGGGGAAGAGAGAGCUCCUGACGAGGAUUGACUUUCAGUGAACCUCUGCUCUGUGGUCAAUAGACAGGCAGGAGAAGGAGAAAAAAAAAAGGCGACAGGGAAGACAUGUUGAGGGGCUUCUCGUCUUAAGGGCUGCGGUAGGAUGUUCAUGUUGUGCCGUUAAAACAGAGGAGUUUUUUUUUUUUUUUUUCCAAAACGUGAGCUAAUGGAAAUUGGGCGGUAGGCUACGCUCGGGAGCUAUUGUUUUGGUCGGUGUUUAAUUGGUUUGUUAUGAACUGAAAAAAGCGUAGGCCUCUUAAGAAGCCCUACAGUAAAUAAAUACACGACCAAACAAGGGGUCGGUAAUUAGCCUGCUUACAUUUAAGGAAACAUCUUUUUUUAUUAUUAUUAUUAUUAUUAUUAAGCCGCCGUGUUUCCUAGUGAGGUCAAAUACGCGUUUAUUAUAUGUGUUUUGCAGUGUUCAGAUGAUAUUUUUCAACACGCAGCCAACACAUUUCUAGAUAACUAAACUCUUUAAGGGGGUCAUGCAAAAGGCCCAAUAGGAAACGCAGUAAAGGAAAGCAUUAUUAGAAUAUUUUAAGAGAGAGAGGAGGGGGGGUGAAAAAUAGGAUUUUUAAAUGUUAAUGUCGACCGACGUCGCAUCCAUUAUGCUGCCUGUGUCCCGGGGUCUCAUGGACCGGGAUAGAGAGCUGGAAACCCUCGCCGGGGUGCAUCCAAACGCGGGUGGAGCUCCAGCGGUCGUCCGGGGCAUGAAGCGUGGAGACCCGGAGCCCGACGUUCAGACAGCGGCAGCUCUGGUGGACGCUGCCGGGGCGGAGUGCAAGCGCCCCCGGAUCGACGGCUCAGGGGGCAUCGGCGAGGUUGGUCAGAACAACGACCCGCUGACCCUUGGUUACCACGGUUACCCAUCUCACAGUCAGGGCUCUCAGGAUAGUGCUGGCGGUCAGGAGGGACUCGUACCACCUUUCUCGGCGUUCCCUCCACCUCCCCCGCCGCCCCCCCAGAACGGCCUGGCCCUGGAUUACGGGGGCAGCUUGUACACAGCGGGGGCCGUGCAGGGCCCCGUGGAAGCCGGCGGAGCAGCGAACAGCGCCGCCAACGCUGCCAACAGCCUCGGCGCUCAACAGACAGAUGGGUCCUCCCAGAUUGACGUACAGUCAGGCGUCGGCUCAGGAGGAGGAGGCGGAGGGUCGAUUGGGGAUGAUUCAGACGGCAAGGGGACCCCGAAACGUCUCCAUGUGUCGAACAUCCCCUUCCGCUUCCGGGACCCUGACCUACGGCAGAUGUUUGGGCAAUACGGAAAAAUCCUUGAUGUGGAGAUCAUUUUCAAUGAGCGGGGAUCCAAGGGCUUUGGUUUUGUAACAUUCGAGACUAGUGCAGAUGCAGAGAGGGCCCGGGAGAAGCUUCACGGUACACUGGUGGAAGGACGUAAAAUCGAGGUGAACAAUGCCACAGCCAGAGUGAUGACAAACAAGAAGAUGACCACACCUUACUCUAACGGAGAGGGCCUCGCCACUCUGCCAUAUGCUGGUUGGAAGUUGAGUCCCAUGGUUGGAGCCAUGUACAGUCCUGAACUCUACACAGUACCCGGGUUUCCGUACCCGGCCGCUGCAGCAGCAGCUGCCUCGACCGCUGCCACCUUCCGAGGUGCUCACCUUCGGGGUCGGGCCCGGCCCGUCUACAGCGCGGUCAGGGCAGCUGUGCCACAGCCUGCCAUCCCCACCUACCCUGGCGUGAUGGCCUAUCAGGAUGGCUUUUACGGUGCGGCUGAUCUCUAUGGCGGCUAUGCAGCGUAUCGUUACGCCCAGCCGACAGCAGUAGCGACUCCUGCAGCAGCAGCGGCUGCAGCAGCAGCUUACAGUGACAGCUACGGGAGAGUUUACACAACAGACCCUUACCACGCUGCCCUGGCCCCAGCUGCCUAUGGUGUAGGAGCCAUGGCCACGCUGUACAGGGGAGGCUACAGUAGGUUUGCCCCUUACUAAAGACACUACAUUUCCCAGGAGCUCCUCUCUUCCAUUGAUUUACUCUGAAAGAGCUCCCUCUGUUGUCGUGGAGGUGGACUGCACCCAGUUUUAAAGUGUGGAGUCGACCAAAACAAAGAUAUUUCAGAUCCCAAACCCCGAGCAGUCCCACAUUUUCUUAUAUACGCUACUACAGAAAUAGAGGAAUGCUGUAUUAAAGACUGACGGAUGGCCUUAAAAGAAAAAAAAAAAAGAAGAAAAAAAAAAGACUUUAAAAAGGCCACCUUCCCUAUUGCACGGCUGUAUUAUAGUCCCCUUCUUCUUAUUCCCUCGGCACUCAGCAGCACAAGACUCGGGACGGAGCCCACAUGUUCUUCCAAAGGCUGUGUGUGGAAAGCUGACAUUUAAAUAGCUGUCGACCAUGUUUGAGACGGAGCCAAGAGCUGGGAGGGAAAGGAGCAAAUCGAAGCCUCCUCAAAUAAAAAAAACCAUCAGAGCUGUAGGAAGCAGGAAGAUGCACGAAAGAGCACCUAAAAACAUUUUAAAGCAGAAUGACGAGUCUCUAAAAUGAUUUUUAAAAACAACAACAACAACCCACAGACGGAUUUGGUCGUUCCUCCUCAGAGUGCGGGCAGAUAGAGAGGGGAGAGGAGGUCCAUUGUAGCUGUGGGUUCUGGUAGACGGAAGAGGGAGGGGGGGGGGGGACUGAACAUGGCGGCUCGGAGAAACGAGGUGACGGUUUAUAACGCUACAGAAGUCACGUCUGAAAGCUGAAGGGAGGAGGAUUAUUAGAGCUGCUCCUUACCUCAAGUUUUCUUAGUAUGUGGAAAUGACGAACCUUUAAACUUAAAAUUGUUAUGAUAUGCAAAGAAAUUAGUUUAGAGAAAUGUUACCAAAUUAUUAUUAUUAUUGUAAUUAUUCUCAUUACUAUUCUUACAAAACCAUGAUUUAGUUGAGCUCAGCAGCUUCUGCUGUCAUGUAGAUCCAACAGUGAAACUUGGGGUUAAAAUCUGAGAAUCUGUAUAACCAACAUGUUCCACCUUUUGACUAAACGACACAACUGUAGUCUCAUGUGAUUCCUCCUGCGCACAGGAUGUCACUGCACUGUGUGUGAACACUACAGAAAGUUCAACACUACUCCUUCAACAUGUUGUUGUUCUUCUUCUUGGAAAGGAUUUUUAGCUUUUAGAUCAAAAAGAAAAUCCUCCGCCCACAAACCUCCCAGGUUCAAGCACGUGUUGAUCCUUCAAUGUAGAGAUUAAUUGUUUGGAUUUUCCCCUCAGACUACAUCUUUUUAUUUUAUUUUUAUUUUUUUUAGAGCAGCGUCCAACAUCGAAAGAGUCUUCCUGAAACAUACUUUAGUUGGUGAUUGUGUUUUCCAGCAGCUAUUACUGAGCAAGAGAGAGAUUCUGUCCGUGAGUGAAUAGAAAAUAUUUAAAUGCAAAACACCUUACUAUUGUGCAUAUUUCUUUACCGUUGUAUUCUUAAUUUCCAAAUCGUGGCUUUUUUUUUUUUUGUUUUGGCUUUUGUUUUUGUUCCAAAGAUUUGUAGAAAGCACAUUUUUCUGCCGUAUGUAUAAAUAUAUUAUCUUUGUUAUUGAUGUUCUCAUAAUCCUUGAUAAUCCUAUUGCUGUCUUUAUUUACUUAUAUUCAUCUUUCAUUCGUUUCUUUUUUAAAUAUAUAUCUGAAUCCUUUCCAGUAAGGUGCAAGUUAACAGUUUUUUUUUUUUUUUUUUGUGCUUGAUCUCGAGCCGGUUGCAUACCUGAGAAGUGACGGACUAAAGGUUUGCUUGUAACACUACCAAACGUUGAUCCCUUUAGUGAAAUAUAUUCAGGCAUUUCUGGCUUUAUUUGUUUUUGUUUAGUUCGUUAUACACAUUAGCAUGACGUAUGAUUAUCUCUUUAAAAUAUACAACAUGGGCGGGAAACAGACUCUUUCUGUGGUUAUAUUUUGACUGAGACAUUUGGAAUAAAUGAACAUAGGUCUGUAGCACUUUGGUCAAACCAAACAUGCUCCUUUUCUGUGUUUUUCUUUUGUAAGUUUUUCUAUUUAUUUCUCCCUACAUUUCAUUUAAUUUGCUCCAGGUUUGUUUGAAGAUAUCAAAUAAAACGUCUGAAAGUGUUAUCUCUCAUACAUAGGAAGAUUAUAUUCCAACAUGUUGAAAAACAAAAUGUCUUUGUGGGAUUUGAUCUAUAUUGUGUGUUCAAUGGGGCAGGUUUUUAUUUUUGUGGGGUUUUUUUUGCCCGUAAAUAAUUUCAAAGCUACCGUUUUGUUUUUCACUUCUCACACUUGGAAAAACAUACAGGUCAAAACACGUUUUUUUUUUUUUGUUUAGUUUUUUUUGUAUGUGUGCUGCUGUUGAAUUUUUCUUCACAUCUGACAUUUUUCAUGAUAGAUUUCCAAGUUACAUUUAGAAUGUGCUCUGGACAAAAAAGGGGAAGAAAAAAGAAAUCUAGCCAAAGAUGCUAACUUGUAGUCCCCAGCACGUUCUGCCUCCCAACUUGAGAAAUGCUACACAAAAUACACAAAGAUGGACUUACAAAGCCACUGAAGGCAUGGACAAACCAGCAUGAGUGAUACUUGUCAAGUAAUAUAUAUAUAUAUAUACAACAAAAAAAAAAAGAAAACAAUUUGCAUGAAUCUUGUGUCUAUCAUAUUUUGACUCCUUAGCAGCCGAGCCCGGUUGCGUUCUUCUUUACCGCUGUACACUCUGGAGAAUGUCAGGCAGCUAGCAGUUUGACGCUAGCUAGCACAACAAAGAGCACAGUGCUGUUUGACAAAAAGACCGGCUGACAAACAAAAUGGCUGCCACGCAAAGGAAUCGUGGCAGCGUCAUUUUCCUGUCGUAGUCUUCUUGCCCAUGUAUUAUAGUCAGCUAUGUGGCCAUUCUUCAUAGUUGCUAUAUGGUUUGUUAACAACCAGUCCUCUCCUUAUCUCAUGUCUAUAUCCUUUUGACUGCCAUUAUGUUUUUUUUGUUAUUGAAUGUCCAUAUAAAAUGUUUUAUAUAAAAAUGUUUUGUUGUGA